AUGGUUGAUAAUAUGCUCCAAUACAGUGGUGGUCUCAUUGGCCUCAUCAUCUUAAUUCUCGAUUUGAUCGUCAUCUUUGAGGUCAUGAACUCUAAUCGUACCAUCACUGGUAAACUUGGUUGGUCUCUUUUGGUCUUUUUCUUCCCUGUUGUUGGUUUGAUUCUUUACUUCUUGUUGAGUGGUCGUAGUGAACAUAACGCACGAUACGAGGCGAUUGUCUAG
Messenger RNA from Mucor velutinosus, 222 nucleotides. RefSeq names its product formin-binding protein. Bases 1 to 222 code for a protein of 73 amino acids. Lineage: Eukaryota; Fungi; Mucoromycota; Mucoromycetes; Mucorales; Mucoraceae. The record is from RefSeq and is a predicted model, not a curated record. The transcript has 2 exons.